Molecule: messenger RNA, 781 nt
Organism: Heterocephalus glaber (naked mole-rat)
Lineage: Eukaryota; Metazoa; Chordata; Mammalia; Rodentia; Bathyergidae
Product: oocyte-secreted protein 4A-like
Source: RefSeq, a predicted model, not a curated record
CUUCCUGUUUCUGUGGUACCCUGGAUGGAGACCUGAGGUGAUGAAGAUCAGUGGUGUGUUAGCGGUGCUCCUCAUGGUUUUUGAGUCCAUUCAUGGUUUAGAAGAUGUGAUUAUAACCUGUAGUGAACAGUGGCUGCGGGUGAGAGUUAAAUGGCAGGUUCUCGGGAAUCACCAGGAGCCCCGGCCAUCUGAGCUGUAUCUAGGAACUCGCUGUGCUGCAACCGGAAGGCCCAUGGGUUACUAUGAGUUUUUUUAUUCUAUCUCUCAAUGUGGAAUCAGAGCUGAAGUACGCUUAUGGGGUAUUCUCAUUGAAAGUUCAAUCAAUUAUGAACCGGAAAAUUCAGAUGUCUGGGGUUUCUUACCAAUAUCGUGCUAUAUUCAAAGAUCAUUUACAUUAAAUUAUUCGAAAAAGGUAAAAGACGAUAAGGGCGACGCGUCCAAAAAACCAGCCAGAAAGAAGAGUUCAAGGUUACUUGAAGCAAAAAACACAGGGACCCGCCCAGAAGGGGCAGUAAGCAGUAUUGCAGGACCAUAUCCAAUUUCUCCCUCCCGGUUAAGUAUGGAAAUUUAUCUGUGAAUGCAGGAGGGAGAGGCAGCCACAGUGACCCCGGAACUGUGGCUCCUGAGGACUGUCCUGCCUGUUGGAGAAUGGGCUAAUGCCUAUGGAUUUCAUUUUCUACCUGUUUUAAAAUUACCAUUUUAAAUUUCCUCUGCAGUCUGUAUUUAUGAACAUUUUGGUGUGUGUGGGGGCAAGAGCUUCUUCAGAGUUUAAGCUUGUAAU